This is a messenger RNA of Labrus bergylta (ballan wrasse), 1253 nucleotides long. RefSeq names its product pre-miRNA 5'-monophosphate methyltransferase. Gene Ontology annotation, biological process: negative regulation of pre-miRNA processing. NCBI's taxonomy places the organism in Eukaryota, Metazoa, Chordata, Actinopteri, Labriformes, Labridae. The record is from RefSeq and is a predicted model, not a curated record. Gene Ontology annotation, cellular component: cytoplasm. Gene Ontology annotation, molecular function: O-methyltransferase activity; RNA methyltransferase activity.
UUCACCCGGACAUAUUUUGGAGGCGGACGCACUACAAUGGCAACAUGCACGACAAGUACCGAGGAUAAAGAUAUCACAGAUCCAGGAGCUGCACCUCAUGGCAACUUCAUAAACUAUUACACCUUCAAUCCUCCUGAAGAGCGUUUGAGACUGAUACCAGCUACACUCCUUCAGGAACUAAGACGCAGCGAGGCUCAUGAAGACACGCUGGUCCUGGACGUGGGAUGUAACUCAGGAGAUCUGAGUGUGGCCUUAUACAAGCACCUGGUUCAGGAGCCGGCAUGUGCAGAGGAGUCAGAAAACAGGAAAGUUCACCUCCUGGGCUUCGACCUGGACGAGAAGCUCAUCCAGCGGGCUCAGCAGACCAACCCUCUGCCCGACUACAUCUCCUUCAUCCCUCUGGACAUCACUCAAGACACACACCAGCUGCAGGACUACCUCAACCAGCAUGGCAGCUCCCACUUCCACCUUUGUGCGUGCCUGGCUGUCACCAUGUGGAUCCACCUGAACCACGGAGACUCCAGCCUGCUGCAGAUGCUCUCUCACCUCGCCUCCAUCAGCCAGCAUCUCCUGCUCGAGGUGCAGCCCUGGAAGUGUUACCGCAGUGCAGCCCGGCGUCUGAGGAAGCUGGGCCGCUCAGACUUUGAACACUUUAAGACCCUCAAGAUCCAAGGGGACAUAGCAGAACAUGUCAGGGAGCAUCUGGAGAAACACUGCAGCAUGGAGCUCUUACAGAUCUUUGGCUGCACCACGUGGUCCCGGAAGCUGAUGCUUUUUAAAAGAAGACGAGACUGAGCGUCAAAGCUGCAUUGUGCUGCAGUUUAACAAUUUUUAAGCUCACCUGCAUAUUGUGUAAAAUAUGAAUGCUUUUGUGUACAGACAGGUGUUCAUCUUUGACUAAAAAGAUAGUAAACACUUUGUUUUGUUUACUGUAACCUGAAGAUGUUAAAUUUGGCUCCAGCACCUGCUCAAAGAACAUUCAUUUAUUUUCUGACAUUGAAUAGAUGCAAGUAGUGAUCAAUGAAUGUAUCAUAAAUGGACAGAUACAUCUACUAUACAUGAAGGGCUGCAAUAUAUAACUAUUGUCAUUACAAUCAAAGUUAUUCUCUCAUUUCUUUCAUGAUUGAUCAUUGAAUCUAUUAAAUGUCAGUACAAAAAGAGAAGAAUGUCCAGAGCAUGAGUUAUCUUCACAUGUCUUGUUUUUUAUCUUACCAACAGUCCCAAUCUUAAAAUAAUAAAGACAUCAAAAUGUA